This is a messenger RNA of Echinops telfairi (small Madagascar hedgehog), 872 nucleotides long. It is a transcript of the gene ETFB, whose product is annotated as electron transfer flavoprotein subunit beta. The transcript has 6 exons. Gene Ontology annotation, cellular component: cytosol. NCBI's taxonomy places the organism in Eukaryota, Metazoa, Chordata, Mammalia, Afrosoricida, Tenrecidae. Bases 52 to 819 code for a protein of 255 amino acids. The record is from RefSeq and is a predicted model, not a curated record. Gene Ontology annotation, molecular function: electron transfer activity.
AGUGGGCUGAACUUGCGGGCUGUCCCUUCCGGCGGCGGUGACAGCAGGAAGAUGGCGGAGCUACGCGCGCUCGUGGGUGUCAAGAGGGUCAUCGACUUCGCAGUGAAGAUCCGCGUGAAGCCAGACAAGACGGGCGUGGUCACGGACGGCGUGAAGCACUCUAUGAACCCCUUCUGCGAGAUCGCCGUGGAGGAGGCCGUGCGACUCAAGGAGAAGAAGCUCGUGAAGGAGGUCAUCGCGGUCAGCUGCGGGCCCGCCCAGUGCCAGGAGACCAUCCGCACUGCUCUGGCCAUGGGCGCAGACCGAGGCAUUCACGUGGAGGUGCCAGCUGCAGAGGCCGACCGCCUGGGGCCCCUGCAGGUGGCCCGGGUCCUGGCCAAGCUGGCGGAGAAAGAGAAGGUGGACCUGGUGCUGCUGGGCAAGCAGGCCAUCGAUGAUGACUGUAAUCAGACGGGCCAGAUGAUGGCGGGGCUGCUGGACUGGCCACAGGGCACAUUCGCCUCCCAGGUGACGCUGGAGGGGAGCAAGGUCAAAGUGGAGCGGGAGGUUGACGGGGGCCUGGAGACCGUGCGCCUGAAGCUGCCCGCCGUGGUGACCGCAGACCUGCGGCUCAACGAGCCCCGCUAUGCCACGCUGCCCAACAUCAUGAAAGCCAAGAAGAAGAAGAUCGAGGUGGUCAAGGCUGGGGACCUGGGCGUGGACCUGACCUCCAAGCUGACUGUGAUUAGUGUGGAGGACCCACCCCAGCGCGCGGCUGGCGUCAAGGUGGAGACCACGGAGGACCUGGUGGCCAAACUGAAGGAGAUUGGGCGGAUCUGAGCCCCACAUCCCCCUUCGUCGAAAUUCUGUAAUAAAAACAAAAAUGACUCUUA